This is a messenger RNA of Boleophthalmus pectinirostris (great blue-spotted mudskipper), 2402 nucleotides long. RefSeq names its product cholinergic receptor, nicotinic, delta (muscle) (gene chrnd). The transcript is spliced from 13 exons. Gene Ontology annotation, molecular function: acetylcholine-gated monoatomic cation-selective channel activity; transmembrane signaling receptor activity. The coding region runs from base 69 to 1637 and encodes 522 amino acids. The record is from RefSeq and is a predicted model, not a curated record. Gene Ontology annotation, cellular component: neuron projection; synapse; postsynaptic membrane. Lineage: Eukaryota; Metazoa; Chordata; Actinopteri; Gobiiformes; Gobiidae. Gene Ontology annotation, biological process: nervous system process; monoatomic ion transmembrane transport; signal transduction.
UAUUUUCUGUCCGUGUUUUGCAGCUGUCGGUGUCGCUCACAGUUCGGGGAAGGUCGCUCAUUUCCAACAUGGAGAUCCAGCGGGCAGUGCGCAUUUUACUGCUUCUGCUAGCCCUUCUUUUCCCCAUUUGUUGGUGCCGAAAUGAAGAGGAGCGCCUCAUUAAUUACCUGUUUAAAGAAAAGGGCUACAACAAAGAGCUCCGCCCAGUGCAAAGACAACAGGAUGCAGUGGACGUGUACCUCGCGCUCACACUCUCCAAUCUCAUCUCUCUGAAAGAAGUUGAUGAGACCUUAUUGACCAAUGUAUGGAUAGAUCAUUCGUGGACGGACCACAGACUGACCUGGAACACGUCUGAGUUUGAUGGGAUCGACAUGCUGCGUCUGCCCUCCAACAUGGUGUGGCUGCCUGAGAUCGUCCUCGAGAACAAUAACGACGCCCAGUUCCAGGUGGCCUAUUACUCGAAUGUGUUGGUUGAUCCUAGUGGGUUUUGCUAUUGGCUUCCUCCUGCCAUCUUCCGCUCGUCGUGCUCCAUCAAUGUCAACUAUUUCCCCUUUGACUGGCAAAACUGCUCUCUCAAAUUCACAUCUUUGACAUACAAUGCGAAAGAAAUCAGAAUGUUGCUGAAAGAAGAUGAAGGUGAUGAUGGUAAAUUCACCGUAGAGUGGAUCAUCAUUGACCCUGCUUCAUGGACAGAAAACGGUGAAUGGGAGGUGAUACAUCGUCCGGCAAAGAGAAACACAUAUAAACACAUCCCAAUGGAGAGCAAUAAGCAUCAGGACAUCACCUUUUACCUGAUCAUCAAACGCAAACCCCUGUUCUACAUUGUCAACAUCAUUAUCCCCUGUGUUCUUAUCUCUUUCCUGGCUUCGCUGGUCUACUACCUGCCUGCAGACAGUGGAGAGAAGAUGACUCUGUCCAUCUCUGUGCUCUUGGCUCAGUCUGUGUUUCUGCUGCUGAUCUCACAGAGGCUCCCAGAGACCUCCAUGUCCGUGCCACUCAUCGUCAAAUACCUGAUGUUCAUUAUGGUGCUGGUGACGGUGGUGGUGCUGAACUGCGUAGUUGUUCUUAAUCUGCACUUCAGGACGCCCAGCACUCAUGUCAUGACCGCGUGGACCAAGUGGUUUUUCCUGGAGCGUCUCCCUCGGAUCCUGCGCAUGUCCAAACCAGAGGAGUCGGAGCCGUACUGGGACGGAGCUCUGCCUCGGCGCUCCAGCUCUGUGGGUUACAUCGCCAAAGCAGAAGAAUACUACAGCGUCAAGUCUCGCAGUGAGCUCAUGUUCGAAAAGCAGUCACAGAGACAUGGACUGAUGGCUCGCCCCACGCACGCCUCAGUGGUGGCGCCCCCUGUGGAUGGAGGAGAGACAGAGCAGCUUUAUGCAGAAAUCAAACCGGCGGUCGACGGUGCCAACUACAUCAUCAAACACAUGCGCAAUAAGAACGACUACAACGAGGAGAAGGACAAUUGGAGUGGGAUUGCGCGUACAGUGGACCGUCUGUGCCUCUUCCUCGUCACUCCAGUCAUGAUUCUGGGCACGAUCAUCAUCUUCCUCAUGGGACUUUGUAACCACCCCCCUCCCCUGCCUUUCAAAGGAGACCCCCACGACUACAAAGAGGAGAAUCCACGCCUGCUUCACUAACGAUCCUUGACGUCAUUGGAUUACACCGUCUGAGAAGCACAGAUAUGGCCCUCACAGAUACAACGUACCCCCCCUGGACCCUCUACUGGUGACACACACACAAGACAUAUCUCCAAGAACUACAAAAUAUUACUACCAUUUACAGUUACAUAUCAUAGACUGUAUAACGAAGUGGACUAAGAGAGUGUGACGUCACCCAUGGCGUUCAGCUCCAGUCAAAUGAAGCUCAUCGAGGAAAUAUGAAGGAAAUAAAAACACCAGGAUCAUGUAGAGCGGAUUAAUACGAAUAUUUUAAGACCAAAUGAGGAGCCUGACAGCAGCAGUUACAGAGAGGGGCGACGUUUUUUCAAUACAAAGUGAAUCGGAGCUGAAAUAAGAAAAUUUGCACACAUAUUUACCUAAAUAUGUGCACAAAAACAGUGAUCUAUAAUGUCAGUAUUUUUCCCAAUGACAGCAGAUAUUUAAUAAAGAUUUUUACAGCUCCAACUUCAUACAACGUGCCAGUAUUAGCAUUAGCAGUACAGGAGACACUGUAGCAAUGUGUGGACUUUCUUCAUUCAUUAUAAUGUGACUAUAUCAAGUUUGCAUUGUGAAUAUAUUUUAGACAUAUUUUUGUUUUAGUAGAUAAGACUUUAUACUUACUCGUGGUACUUUUGCCAGUAUGUUUCUGUACUUUUUAACUUUAAGGACAUUGUUUAUAUGCUUUCUUUUAGCAAUAUUUGUCUGAAUAAAAUGUGGUCAAAUAAAAUCUGUUUGUUUUCUUUA